GCGGUCACCGCCUUCUUCCUGCCUCUCUGCUGCCCCGCGGGUCGCGACCCCUGCUCCCGGGGAGCGGCUGAGGCUGUUGUCUGGCUAGCGGAGGCGGCCGGAAGCGCCGGCAAGGAGGGAACCUCGCCCCGGAGCGGAUGAUGGCUGAUCUAAGAGAAACCAUCACAUGAAGCUUGCACAGUAUGUCAUAAAAAUUUUACUGAUCUGUACCUCAGAUGAAGUAUCAAGUGUCAAAUGAGGCAAUAGUAGACCAAGAAUAUAACCCAGCCUAUAGAAGUGAGUUAAGAAAACCAGAGUAAUUGAUGCCUAGGUAGCUUGAUGGAUCUCACUUCAAACCAAAGUCAUCCUUCAACCAAAGCAAGAAAGGGACCAUGCACAACAUGAACACAGAAUGCUAUUCUUAAAUAACUGAAGCGUGAAGAAACCCUCAUGAAUAUCAACCACGGAGAUCCGGAGAGCAUCACUGAUGUCUGCUCCAAUGAGGACCUUCCUGAAGUAGAACUGGUGAACAUGCUGGAAGAACAGCUACCACAGUAUAAGCUGCGAGUGGACACUCUGUAUCCGUAUGACAACCAAGACUGGCUCCAGGCCCCCUCCCGCUAUAGCCAUGUCCCCCAAACCAUCUCUCCUGUCCUUGCUGAGGAGACCUUCCGUUACAUGAAUGUGAAUGGAGACAGCAACAUGGCACUAGAUAACAAGGACACUAAUCAAAAUGAAGAGUUACUUACAGCAUUUGCUAUGCAAGCUCUUGUUGAACUUCCCCCCUCCUCUUUGGCUGGAUCUCAGAAAUGUGCACAAGUUCUCGGCACAGACAGAGUGGAGCAGAUGACAAAAACCUACAAUGACGUUGACAUGGUCACACAUCUGUUAGCUGAGCGGGAUCGGGACCUGGAGCUAGCAGCUCGGAUUGGACAAGCCCUUCUUAAGCGGAACCAUGCCCUGACAGAACAGAAUGAAGUACUAGAAGAACAACUGGGACAAGCCUUUGACCAAGUUAACCAGCUGCAGCAUGAACUAUCGAAGAAAGAUGCAUUGCUUCGUAUUGUUUCAAUUGCUUCUGAGGAAAGUGAGACAGACUCCAGCUGCUCUACACCACUUCGGUUCAAUGACUCCUUCAACCUGUCGCAUGAUCUGUUGCAGCUGGACGUCUUGCAGGACAAACUCAGGGAACUGGAGGAGGAGAACCUGGAUCUCCGAUCAAAGGCUUGUCAUCUAAAGACAGAAACGAUUACAUAUGAAGCGAAAGAGAGGGAGUUGGUCAGUGACUGUGUCAAAGAGCUCCGGGAAACACAUGCUCAAAUUGCCAGAAUGACAGAAGAGUUAUCAGAAAAGAGUGAAGAGCUGAUUCGCUAUCAGGAAGAGAUCUCAACCCUCUUGUCUCAGAUUGUUGAUCUUCAGCAUAAACUCAAAGAGCAUGUGAUUGAAAAGGAGGAGCUGAAACUUCACCUACAAGCUUCCAAAGAUGCCCAGAGAGAGCUGACAGGAGAGCUGCAUGAGUUACAGGAUCGGAAUGCAGAAUGUCUAGGGUUGUUGCAUGAAUUACAAGAAGAAGUGAAGGAGCUGCGCAGCAGAGCCAGCCCUGCUGCACAUCUCUGCCGCCCCCAGUCAUGUGGGGCAUUUCCUUUGGAUUCCCUUGCAGCAGAGAUUGAGGGGACAAUGCGGAUGGAGCUGAUUCUAGAUGAAGAAUCUGCUCUCAGUAAACAAAAGGUUCAGCAGAAACGGGUGUUUGAUACUGUCAAGGUUGCUAACGUUACACGUGGUCGCUCUUCUUCAUUUCCUGCCCUGCUACCAAUCCCUGGAUCUAAUCGUUCAAGUGUUAUCAUGACCGCAAAGCCCUUUCAGUCUGGCCUACCACAGAUGGAGAGCAAGGCACAUCUGAACCAGAGGAGCAGCUCCAAGGAAAUCUCAAAGGACAACCAAAAGCUGGGCCAGCCUGGAACCCCUGGAGACAAUGAUUUAGCUACAGCUCUGCACACACUUUGCCUCCGUCAGCAGAACUACCUGAGUGAAAAACAGUUCUUUGAGGAGGAAUGGGAGCGUAAAAUGCAUUUGCUGGCUGACCAGAAAGAAGUGGCUGGUGGCUGUUGCACACCAACAAAGAGUUGUCUGUCUGUGGGUACAAAGUCAGAAUUCGCUGACUUCUCUGCGGGCUGUCCCUGCCUCCGUGCGCUCCUGCCAGAGAAAUUACAAAUUGUUAAACCUCUCGAAGGAUCUCAGACUCUGUUCCACUGGCAGCAGCUUGCUCAGCCCAACCUAGGUACCAUCCUCGACCCACGGCCAGGUGUUGUCACAAAAGGCUUUACACCGUUACCUCAGGAUGCCGUCUAUCACAUCUCUGACUUGGAGGAAGAUGAGGAAGAAGGGGAAGGAGGUAUAACAUUUCAAGUGCAACAAUCCUUUCUGGAGGAAGGGAAACAUGCAGUGCCAAAGCCAGAGGCAGGGAUCUUCCUGCCACCUGUUACUUCAGCAACAGUGCCACUCGCUGCCUCAAAUCCAGGAAAGUGUCUCUCCUCCACAAACUCCACAUUCACCUUCACUACCUGUAGGAUCCUUCACCCCUCUGAUGUCACUCAGGUUACCCCCAGCUCCAUGUAUACUCCAUUAUCAUUUGGAAGUAGUGGCAACAGUACUGGCAAUACAACGGUGAGCUCUCCAGCCAUGUCCUGUAGGUUUAGUAUUGGAGAAUUCCUCACCGACAGAAGAGACUCUUCCACUACCUUGAGCACCACCACCAGUCUGGCUAAACUCUUGCAUGAACAAGGCAUCUCUGCCAAAGUUUGUGAUAGCCCCAUGCCAGAAAAGCUGCCUGUACUACAGACCCUACGAACCCUUCCCAUUCCCUCCACUCCCCCAAAUUCUCCCUCACACUCACCUUGUUCUUCCCCUCCACCUUUUGAGACUCGAGCGCAUCUCUCUGAAAACUUUCUGGCAUCACGACCAGCUGAAACAUUCUUGCAGGAGAGGUGUGGCCUGAAACCAUCCCAUAACCCUCCUAGCCUAGACCAAUUGAAGAUGAACCUGGUGGACAGGCUGAAGAGGUUAGGUAUUGCCAGAGCAGUCAAACCCCCUGAGACAGGGGACCAUGGAAAAAAUCAAGGGCCAGAAAUUGGCCUGCAGCGGCAGGAUUCAGCUGUGUUUUUAAGUGCAGGUAGAAACCUGAUGGGUGGACUGAGAAGAAAUCAGAGUCUUCCAGGCAUGAUUGGGGCACUUGGAGCUCCAUUUUGUACAUCCUCAUCAAAAAUGGGUAUCUUAAAGGAAGACUAAGUGGUUUCCAAGUAACAGACUUCUAGCAGAACAAAUAAUACAUUACGGCUGAACAUCUGAUACAGGUGUGGAAUGGAGAGUUGCAGAAGGAAUGUGCAUGUUAAAGUGGAAAAAGAAAGGGAGAUGGGGUGAGAGAAAGAGUUUGCAGGGAGUUGAGGAAGGAAGAAGGAGGAGUUGGGAAGAGAUCACAGGAAAGAAGAAACCAAAGCUAAAUCUUGAGACCCUUUAGACAUCUGACUUCCUGGCUUGAAUAAAAGACCAUAACAAAUGCUUAUCAGUUAUCUUCUGCUUUCAAAUGUAUGUGUCUAGGACAAUAAAUGUCUUGUAGAACGGUCUGUCUCCCCAUUUCCACCAUGAUCAUAUUAUUUUGCCAAAUGUUAGCGGUCACAUUGUACAACUGAAGGUACUAGUAAAAGGAACAAGGAAUCUGUUCUUUACUGCACCCGAAUAAUCGGUCCAAAUCCAUCUCUGUAGUGAAGAACAAGCACAGGAAAACUUGGAUUCCUUUUUUUUUUUUGCAUUUCCAAUUUAGAAAUUAAACUGAACCUCUUCUUUUACAAAAUAUUUUGUAUGUUAAGUUUUAUACUUCUCAUUGCAUGUACAAAUAGGAGUUGGGGGAGGAUUUUUAUUUUGGAUGAGUGCAAUGGUGCUAGUGGAGUAUUAACAGAAUGACAUUUCUCUCUGAACUUUCUGAAGGCUGUUGAAAGCACACUGAGGAAAGUGCAAUCAGUAGGAGUUAAGCAGAAGAUUAUUUUAUAUUCUAGGAAAAAUUGUUUAUUUUGAGCUAAGAAACCUUUCCAAAGCAUGCUAUGCAUCUAUUUUUAAUAAAAGGAGGUUUGCUUGCACACGCACAAAAUCUCAGGCACAUUUUAAUGUUAUAAAAGGGAGUAAAACAUAAAUGCUUGAUUCUAGGUUUGUUUUUAUUUGAUCUAAACGGGGAGCAUAUUCUUAACAGAAGACAACAGAAUGUUAGAAGUUUUGUGACUGACUCUGCUCUUGGCUGCUAGAUAGUCUCUACAUUUGAGGGAGCUUUUUAACAGAAUAUAAAAGUAAUGGCUUUGGUAUUUAAGAUACUUUCUGAUUCUAGGCAGGAUUCUGUUACACAGAUUUCACUGAGGAAACAGUCCUUGAAAGUUGUCCUGGAACUGUGGUCAGUACAUAACCUAACAUUCAAGACUCUGGCACUGAAGCACAAUUAAGACAGCAGUGAGUGUUUUUUGUGGCCACUGUAUCAAAUAGAAAUGAGUUUUGUCAUUGUCAGAAGAUAAUCUGCCUCUCCUUUGUUGAAGGAGAGCAGGUCAAAGCCUUACUGUUCUGAGUGAAAGUAAUAAAGAUCUUAAGAGGCAGAGUCACUGCAUUGGAAAACUCAAUGGACCGAAGUCAAGUCACUUGAAAAAAAAAUAUUGGUGUCUUUGGGUGCUAAAUAGCAGGAUGCUUUGAGCCUAUCACCAGUGGAUUCAGAAGCAUUUUAGCUAUAAGCAUAAAAAGUUGUUCCUUUGAAUAAUCUAUAUCAUGGUUUAUAAAGUAGCUACAAGGAAAAAAAAUCUGUCCAAACUGAUCAGUGCUAGAUCUCUGCAGGUGAUUCUAUUGCGAACAAGUCCUUAAUCUCUGUGAAAUAGAAUAGUUUAUUUGUAACCUAAUUUUAGUUACAAGGAACUUUCAUUAUUAUGAUUUUAAGUCUCCAUUUCUUUACAAGUGAAUUAACAAUUAUACUUUACCCUAGCUGUUAAAUAUAGUUGUGGUAGACCUACUGAGACCAGGCCAGCAUGAGUAGUGUAAGGGAUCAAAUCAUGAUGGAAAAUCAACCCAGAGUUCAAAACGAUAUAUGUUUUAGCUGAAUGGUCUUUACCUGCGCUGGAACAAUUUCUAUAGACAUUUUAAUACUCUGUGGGCCCAUUCAUUCUGACCAGUCACACAGUGAUAGGGUCAGAUUUGGCCACAACCAUGUUUUAACAGCCACCCUUAACUAGGAUGUCCAAACUCGGUUGUAAGACCUGUGUAGUUGGGGCUCUAGGUGACAUCCUCGUCGGGUCCCCUGGAGUGAAGCAGUCAUAUGACUGGUUAUAACUGGCAAGAGUUACAACCAGUCUCGUUUGGGUUCUAGACGCUGCAGCACUGCAGGCAUUGUAAAAACUUUAAAUGGAACAGAUUCAAAAUCCAUUUAUAAAGCGAUCAUAUUUUCUCUGUCAUUUAUAACAUGACACUUUCUACUAUUACACUCCUUUAGGUGUCUUAAUGAUGCUUUUUGAUAGUAAAGCUUGUUUCUAAAAAAGAAAAGUAGUAACCACUCCAAGUGCUAACUGCUUCACAGGGUUUCACAAAGCUCCAUUGGUUGGCCUUUGGGAGUUUGCUUAGAUAGCUCACAUAGUUGUAAAAGAUUAAUCUGUUAAUUUAAAAUAAUGCAUAUGGGUUAAUUCUGUUUUAACAACAAAAAAUGUUCCUAAUUUUUAUUUUAAAGCAUUUGGGUUGUACUUUCCUAACCAUGCACAGGGUCUUACCUCAAUUGACAAAGUGAGUAUUUGUUCUCCAGUGAAGUGAGCAUUUGGUAUAUCAUCUGCGUAUUUUGCAGUUCCCAGGGAAAUAUCAGGUGACAAAGCAAUAGAAAAUUAGACAGUCUGGUGUAUACAGAGAACAGCAUUUGUGUCAAAUUAAUGUUCAAUUUAGGUACAUUUAUUAUAGAAAUACUUGUAAACUACAGCUAGACUUUUACAUGUAUUAAAUAAUUUAGAAUUUAUAUAUAUGUACAUGUAUAUUAACUAGCUUUGUUAUGAUUGCUAUAGCUGUGUAUUAACAGCAGAAGAAUCAAAACAACUGAGUCAGACUUCUUUUCAGACCAGAUUGCUGUUUAAGUUCAUUUAAAAGCACAAUAAUUAAAUGCAUGUAAAUAUGGAAUGAAGCCUUUUUAAAACGUGUUUUGAUUUGAAUGAUACCAAGUUGUCCCAGCCUAAUGUGUAAUAAAGUUUCCGUAGAGCAGUGUCUCACCAACUACCUGUCCAAAGCAGAAAGGUGAUAAAAGCAGAACUUGUGCACUAUUGUGGCUGUAUAUUUAUCCAUUCAGUUGAAGCUGAAGAUUUUUUUUAUCUUGCAUUUAUAUCGCUGGAUACACCAGGUGUAUUUUGUAUACUUGUGCCUAAAUUCCACGGUCAAGGAAAAUUAGACCUGAAGGAUGUAGCAGUGGUUUGUGCCAAACCUAGAAGACAACGUUUUGUCAUAGGCCUUUAUGAUGAUGUUGGUAGCAUAUUUAGUUCCUGUGGAGUUGGAAGAAUUGAUUAGCAUUUUCUGCCUCCCAGUAGAGAUAAGCAUUUACAUGAAUGAUCUAUUUAAGAUUCUACAAAGGAUAUCUUGAUAUAAUUCAAGGUUGCUUAGACAGCUAGGUGGAGCUAGUGGCAACAGUAACAAAUAACUGCAGUUGAAACAGGUCCUGUGUCCACAGACCUGCAGCAUGGAACAAACACCAGAGAAGACAGAAAGGAAUUUAGCCGUCCCUUUUAGGAAAGACCCAGAAACAGAGAGAGCUUCCUGCGAUGUCAGUCUGCCAACCUCAGUGUCUGUCUUAUUCAGGUUUUGAGCAUAUUUUUGGCAAGUAAGCAAAGUACACAUUUCAUUUUCUGCCAUUAGAACCACAGGGCUGUAGUUUCACUAUCUGAACUUCUUUGAUGUGAAACGUAUACAAACCUGUGCACUAAAGCAUACAUGGGCAGUGAGAUGGAAUAUAUUUUAACUUACGCAGAAGAAAAUCUACUUAAUCAGAGCAAACAGCAUAGAAAAGAGCAAAGAUUUGGGUUUGAGACCCAUUUAGCCACUGCAUAGGAUAGUUGCACAACAUUUUUUGAGAAACUGGGAACCUUUUUUGUUCAUCUGCUUUUGGCACUUAAUUUUUCAUAGCAGAAUGUAAAUUUGAUAAUAAACAUGUACAAACAUGCCUUUUACAUUA
Messenger RNA from Mauremys mutica (yellowpond turtle), 7198 nucleotides. It is a transcript of the gene TRAK2, whose product is annotated as trafficking kinesin protein 2. Gene Ontology annotation, molecular function: GABA receptor binding. The record is from RefSeq and is a predicted model, not a curated record. The coding region runs from base 430 to 3264 and encodes 944 amino acids. Lineage: Eukaryota; Metazoa; Chordata; Testudines; Geoemydidae. The transcript has 18 exons. Gene Ontology annotation, biological process: neurogenesis; anterograde axonal transport of mitochondrion. Gene Ontology annotation, cellular component: dendrite.